AUGACGGAUAGCGAGACAGAAGUAACUCCCAACUCACCAUCCAAAUCGAUGUCAAGUCUCGAGCGGGCCCAACGCCGUUGGGUAACGGUAGAACCCAUCAUAUCCCUGGCAGUCGUCGGUUCCAUUACCAUCAGUCUAAUCCGACCGUUCUACCUGAAGGGCCGUCUAGGCGAAUCAAUGUUUAACAUCACAGAGCAAGAAGAGAUUGCCAAGUGUCAAGCCAAUAACAGCGAUGGUGGUGUCAUUGAGGAUGAGAUCCAGGCACAAGCUUCGCUUUGGUUGUUGUAUUUGUCUACUGCUGCGAAAAUACCGGUCGUAGUGAGUUCAAUUAUCCUUGGUACCUUAAGCGAUCGGCUGGGGAGGAAGUUGUGUUUGGUAAUACCAAUUUUUGGUUUCAUAUGUCAAGAGAUCGUGUAUAUCCUCUCUGUCUACUACAAACUCCCUCUUCCAGUUCUCUUAGUUGGUGACGUCAUACAGGGACUGUCUGGAGGUUAUAUGUCGCUGUUCGCUGGUUGCUUAUCGUAUAUCACCGACGUCACAUCAGAGAAGCAGAGAACCAUGCGAAUCGCGGUGGCAGAGAUGCUAAUGCUUUUGAUCGGUGGUAUUGUCCAAGUGAGUUCUGGGUAUAUGUUGAGAGAUCUUGGUCCCAUCCCGCCACUAGCGAUGGCAUUGGGGCUUAAUGUCCUGUGCCUGAUGUAUGUCGCCAUUCCAGGUAUUCUGAUCGACACUGUAGAUCGUAAAACCAUUUCCGAACAUCGUAAAGGGUUCAAGGAAGCUGGUAUGAGCGUGGUGAAGCUUCUGAAGUUCAACGAGAAUGGCCGUCGGUGGCAGAUGCUUCUCCUAGACUUCUUCUUGUUCUUCGUUUUGCUGAAUGUCAACGGAGCCAUGUCAAUCUACAUCCUGUACGGUUCGGCCGAACCAUUCUGCUGGUCUGCUGCCACCGCUGGAUUGGUCGCAGCGUUCGGUUUGAUUGCUGGGUCUAUAGGAAUGGUGGCUGGCACCAAAUUGUUUUCAUGUUGCUUGGACGAGUACUGGAUUAUGCAAAUCAGCUGCUUGAGUAGCCUUGCUUUCGACGUCGUUAUGGGUGUUUCGCAAUCGACAGCGCUAGUCUUCGUCGGUAAUGCUCUUGGAGCUUUGCGUGGGAUGGGAACACCGGUUGCACGAUCAGUCCUGUCCACGAUCGUAGAUCCAAGUGAAAUUGGCGCAGCCUUUUCCAUCGUUGCCUGCAUGGAUACGAUAUCAAGCUUCUCUGCUACCCUGAUGAUUCCUAGCAUCUAUGCAGCUACGGUGUCAUACAUGCCUCCACUUAUCUUCUAUGUGUUAUCUGGCCUGUCCUUCAUCCCCAAUGUGAUUGUUCUAAUCUUGCAGAUCCACUGGCCACGCCGGAGAGGCUACGAACCAAUCAAAGGCAGCAGCACCUAUGACGAUUGUUCAGCAGAAGAGGAUUGGAAACAAAAUCACACAACCUCCAUGAGUAUUCUUGAAACAGAAUAAACGGAUACCACAUGUUUCUGAAGACCACUACGGAAUAUAAAAGGACUUGUUACCUCUAUUUAUUAAACGAGGCGAACAAUUAUAUUCAACUUUUCAACUCCAUUAAUAUGUUUACGGCUAGAUGUACAUUGAGUUUAAAUUGGUACCUUCAAAUUCUUCCGUCUACCAACGAUAAUAAGGCAUAAUAUUGUGGAAAAAGGUGUAUGGAUUUUGUUAUGA
Molecule: messenger RNA, 1713 nt
Organism: Patiria miniata (bat star)
Lineage: Eukaryota; Metazoa; Echinodermata; Asteroidea; Valvatida; Asterinidae
Product: proton-coupled folate transporter-like
Exons: 5
Coding region: 1-1494 (497 amino acids)
Biological process (GO): transmembrane transport
Cellular component (GO): plasma membrane
Molecular function (GO): transmembrane transporter activity
Source: RefSeq, a predicted model, not a curated record